CUCCCUCCGGCCUCGCCCGAAGAGAGGAUUUCGAGGCGGGGCGGCCGAGGCGAGGCACGGCCGGCGGCGCGAGGGGGUAGCAUGCGCCCCUGGGGCCGCUGCCGGGCGACCCCGCCGCAGCUCCUCCGCCUCCUCGCGCGCGGCCCUCCCGGCCGGCCGCGGCCUAGCGCCGUCGCCAUGGCAACCGAAGCCCCCGCGGGCCUGGACGAGGCCCUCCGGCGCGCCGUCCCGCCGCUGCCGCCCUACGAGACCCGCGAGAAGGCGGCGGCGCCGGCCGGGGCGGCGCUGGAGCAGCGAGGCGCCGAGUUCAUGCGCUACUACCGGGCCCUGGGCAGCGGCGGGGCGCGGGCCGAGCUGCUGAGCCGCCUGGCGGGCGACUUCGGCGUGGAGCACGGGCGGGCGGCCGAGGGCUGCGCCCGGGUGCUGCGGCUGCAGGAGGCGGCGGCGAGGGGCGGCGAGGCGGGCGCGCUGCUCCAGGCCGAGGACCGCCUCCGCCACCAGCUCACGCCGCGCUACCGCGGCCUGUUCCAGCACCUGGGGCGGCAGGAGGGCGGCCUGCGCUUCCUGGUGGAGCUCCGCGGGGACCUGCUCGAGGCGCUGACGGCGCGGGAGGCCCAGGGCCCGCACGUCCGGGAGAUGAAUGGAGUACUAAAGAACAUGAUGUCAGAGUGGUUUUCCGCUGGAUUCUUAAACUUGGAACGAGUUACAUGGCAGUCUCCCUGUGAGAUUCUUCAGAAGAUUAGUGACAGUGAAGCUGUGCAUCCUGUCCGAAAUUGGAUGGAUAUGAAGCGCCGCGUUGGCUCCUACCGAAGGUGUUAUUAUUUUGCCCAUUGUGCAAUACCUGGAGAGCCACUGAUAGUUUUGCAUGUUGCACUUACUGAUGAAAUAUCCAGCAAUAUCCAGGCCAUAGUAAAAGAGGCUCCCUCGCUAGAGGCAGAAGAUUUGGACAAAAUUACCACAGCAAUUUUCUACUCAAUCAGCUUGACUCAGCAGGGCCUGCAGGGUGUGGAGCUUGGGACAUAUCUUAUCAAGCGAGUUGUUAAAGAACUGCAGGUCGAAUUUCCUCAGAUCCAAGACUUCUCGACUCUGUCCCCCAUUCCGGGAUUCACCAAAUGGCUCAUUGCACUGCUUUCCUCACAAUCCGGUGAACUGGGCAGGAGCAAUCCAUUCACAGAUCCCGAGUUCCAAGAAAUCUCUGAGGUCACGGGAGACCCGGCCAUUGAAACUUUAAAACGCCUUUUCACGAACAACGGGUGGGUGAAAUCCGAAAGGCUGGUUUGCGUCUUACAGCAGCCCCUUAUGAGGCUUUGCGCCUGGUAUCUCUAUGGAGAGAAGCACCGUGGCUAUGCGCUCAACCCAGUGGCGAACUUCCACCUUCAGAACGGUGCAGUGCUGUGGCGCCUGAACUGGAUGGCAGACACCAGUCCCCGCGGCAUGGCGGCCUCCUGCGGCCUGAUGGUCAACUAUCGUUACUUCCUGGAGGACACGAUGGCCAACAGCGCCACCUAUCUUGGGACUAAGCAGAUCAAAGCUUCAGAGCAAGUUCUCUCCUUGGUAUCUCAGUUUCAGCAGAACAGCAAACUUUAAAUAAACGAGGCAGCUUGAACGAGCGAAUACCGUUCUGGCUAAAUGGGAAUCUCGACACGCUCCUGCUUAGAAAGAGGUGGGUUGCUGAUGAGCCAGUAUGCUCUCUGCUGAAUCUUACCAGGAUCUGCUGUUGAGUUGUCACGGGUUCUCACUGCUGCCUUGUCUCACCAGAGAGGAGGACUGCAUGAUUUCUAGUGAUUGAUUCCUCCAGCAGCCUGAAUUUCAGGCUUGUUGAACUCGCCUUAGAGAAGUGGGAUGCUGGGGGUAGUUUCUGUGAACAGUGAGUUGUCCCUUGCCCUUCUCACAGAUCAAUAGUCUUGUUUAAUCCGCAUCUUUGAAAGCACUAAUGAACAACUGAGUGCUCUUGCACAUUAAAGGGAGGGGUGGAUCAAUAUGAGGGUUACUAAGUAAAAAGGGACAAGUAAGGAACACAUUUUUGUCCAGUUGGGGAAACAAAACGGCACAUUUUAACUCUUCUCCGAGAACCGUUUUUAUCCACCCUUUCUCUGCUGUUCUGUGCGAAAUUCCUGGAUCAGAUCAUCUACUUCAGCACUGCACAGAAUGCCACCACUGUUCCUGCUUUGGUUGGAGAAAGCAUUGAAACAUCUUGUUGUGUUGUGUGGCUCCAUCUUGAGGGCUCUGCAGGCAGCAGUUGCCUGGAAUGAAGUGUCUGCUGCUCUGAAAUGAUUUACAAAUGAUAACAAUCCAGUGAUGUGGUUUGUUACAGAAGUUUUGGAAACACAGUAUUUUAAAACUUCUUUCAUUAAAAUAAGGAAACAAGAAACACACACCAUUAAAACAUAAGGUUCGCCAUAUAAACACAA
Molecule: messenger RNA, 2411 nt
Organism: Candoia aspera
Lineage: Eukaryota; Metazoa; Chordata; Lepidosauria; Squamata; Candoiidae
Gene: MLYCD
Product: malonyl-CoA decarboxylase
Exons: 5
Coding region: 82-1587 (501 amino acids)
Biological process (GO): malonyl-CoA catabolic process; acetyl-CoA biosynthetic process; fatty acid biosynthetic process
Cellular component (GO): peroxisomal matrix; mitochondrial matrix
Molecular function (GO): malonyl-CoA decarboxylase activity
Source: RefSeq, a predicted model, not a curated record